Molecule: messenger RNA, 975 nt
Organism: Paracoccidioides lutzii Pb01
Exons: 3
Coding region: 1-975 (324 amino acids)
Biological process (GO): proteolysis
Source: RefSeq, a predicted model, not a curated record
AUGGGUGAUCUUGGCCCUCUCGUGUCCGACGAGCUGGAACAGUUGCCAAAUCCCCUUACCGUGACCAGGGAGUCUGUCAAGGACAUCAAUGUGUUGGUGACUGGCUUUGGGCCUUUCAAAACCAACGCCGUAAACCCCUCGUACCUGAUCGCUUCAGCCCUGCCCAAAACAGUCACUCUACCUCAAGCCUCCCCCACCUCCCCUACCUGCCAUGCCCGCAUCCAUAUCCACCCGGAGCCGAUCCGCGUCUCCUAUGCCGCCGUUCGCUCCGCCGUCCCCACAAUAAUUGAUAGUUUCAAGAAAGACAAUGAUGGCCGCCCUCCAGAUCUUAUCAUUCAUAUCGGCAUGGCUUCCACCCGUGAGUGCUACACAAUCGAAACAGUGGCCCAUCGCGACGGCUACAACAUCACCGAUGUAGAUGAACAAGUUGGCUUCAAGGCGGGCGAAGCUCUCUGGAAAGAGGCCGGGUUGCCUGCUGUGCUUAGACCGGGUCCAUCCACUACAUCUACCAAUGAUGGUGACGAGAAUUCUACUCUGAGGAAAUCAGCUACUACCGCUGUCUACACUACCAGAGAUAUCUCAAGCACCUCAACCUUCACCACAAGCACUAGAGGUGGCACAACCACCACCUUGACUACUACUACUACUACUACUACCACCACCACGGCCAGGACAAAAGCUCCAUCCUCGUCCUCACCACCACCAGACGAACAAGACCAAGCCCAAGACCAAACGCAAACACUGCGCAACACGAUAACCACCACCAUAACCUCAACCGCACCCAAGACACCGACUUCUCCGUAUCUCUGCGAGUUUAUCUUCUAUACGAGCUUGGCGCAGGCAUAUAUGGAGCGGAGGAAUCGGAGUGUUGUGUUUCUGCAUGUGCCUGGGCGGACGGAUGAGGCGGGUAUUGAGAUUGGGAGGGAUGUUGCGGUGGCAUUGGUGAAGUGUUUGGUUGCUUGUUGGGUUGAUUGA